CUCUAGCCCAAUACAGAGGUACAUACACAAGCAGUAUCCGUUGGGCUAACAUAUGCUGCCCAAUCUUUCAAAUGUAAAUGUAAAGAGAGUUCAACUGCUCCAACGUUUCAAUUUCUGGCAAAGCAAAAAUGGCUAUGGUCUCACUGUUAACAAAAUCAGCAAUAACAAAAGGCAGAGAUGAAGUGUAUGUAAUGGCAGUGCCUCUAAGGGCCACAAAAGGACCAGCCCAGUUGCUUAUGUCUACUGCUUACUCUCUCAAUCUAUGGGAUUUGCACCAUUUUAUGGUCCUCAUUAAACCCUCCUCACCACCUCCUCCUUCUCAGGCUUUGGUUUUUGAUUUUCAACCUAAAGAUCCUGAAAAUAUAUAUGUUGCUCUUGAUGUCAUAGCUGGUAGACCAGUACCUGGAGUUCUUCUUGUGAGGAAGUUGAGAGAACUACCAAGAAGCAAAUGCUGGUAUGUUGGAUCUCCCAAUGUUGAUGCCAUAGAUGUAGCAUGUGAAUUCAACAAAAGCUGGAAAACUGAUUUGAGGGUUGGCCACCAUGACUGUCGAGAUUAUACCAAUGGCUUGAUCGAAUAUCUCACUGGCCAAAAGGAUGUGUUGGAGUGCUUGAGAAGAAGCAAUGGUGGUCUGGGGUAAACUAUCAACUUUCUUGGCUAUUUGACCAUAAACAAUGUUCCAUCAUUUCUUUGAGAAUGUGUAGCACACAAACCUGUACCAUGUUCCUUCAUAACAUAUAUCCAGUCUCUCAUUUCUUGUA
Quercus robur (English oak) is the source of this 759-nucleotide messenger RNA. RefSeq lists its product as uncharacterized. NCBI's taxonomy places the organism in Eukaryota, Viridiplantae, Streptophyta, Magnoliopsida, Fagales, Fagaceae. Bases 129 to 638 code for a protein of 169 amino acids. The record is from RefSeq and is a predicted model, not a curated record. The transcript has 4 exons.